Molecule: messenger RNA, 1739 nt
Organism: Liolophura sinensis
Lineage: Eukaryota; Metazoa; Mollusca; Polyplacophora; Chitonida; Chitonidae
Product: angiopoietin-4-like
Exons: 9
Coding region: 1-1617 (538 amino acids)
Source: RefSeq, a predicted model, not a curated record
AUGCCGUCGUCGAUCCUUUAUUGUCACCAAGGCCUAAAGAACAAUAAGGACUUGUCCAAGGCCGGGAUUGAACCUUCCCCUCGUGUGCCUCGUCGUUACGGGAGUCCCAUUCACAGAGCCACGUCCCGCUAUCCAUUUCCCGUGGAGAAGUUUUUUGUCGUGCGGAACUCGGUGAUUGACGCCCAGAACGACCUUGGGCGUGUGAAUGACGCUGAGCCAGAAGACUGCGCCGCUAGGUGUCUGGAACUAGACACCUGUCAAUCAUUUGAGUACAAGGCGGAGCACCGGAAGUACGACCUGUCGUCUGCUCGCAUCGAGGACAAUGAGCUGAUCCGCAGCGUCCACGGCUGGGAGAUUUACGCCAUGUUUCCAAACACAAUUGUCAUUAUUCUUCAUGAGAACUUGAACAUCUCACAGGGUUUCAGCGUUGUUUGGGAGACAGAGCUCAAGUCGCCAAACUCACCAAAGACCAUCGAUUCUCACGUCAGUGAAACUGCCGAACUUCAGGCAGCCCUGGAAAGCGUCCAAGCUGAUAUCAAGAAAACGGAACGCCUCCUUCAGAACGCAACUGCGCAGGUUGACACCAUGAUGGACGAGCGGGACGGGUUGGCUCAGGAUAUGGACACCCUCGUGGCUCUGCUCCAGUCCUCUAACGACACUCUCGCCGAGGUGAUGGCAUCCUACGAGGAACUGACCCAGGCACGUGACGAUUUGGAGGAGACCCUCAGCCAACAGGAGGCUCAGAUCACCGACUUGGAAUCCUCUGCCUCGUCCUUGACCGAGUCGGUCGGGUUCAAGGACGAUACCCUGAGGAAGAUCUACGCAGCCAAGGCCGAUACUGAGGCCGAGCUUGCAGAGGUCAAUGGCGAGGUCAGCAUCCUGCAGUCACGUGUCACGAGCUUGAACCAGCAAAUACAACGUCUCGAGACUGAGCUAGAUGCCGCAGACGACCCGGAAGUGUACACUGCACGUGACUGUUACGAGUUGUACAAGCUUCAUGGCGUCAGGGAGGAUGGUGUUUAUGACAUCUAUCCAUUCGGCCUCACCGGCAAGUCUGUGAAGGCUUUCUGUUACAUGGGUGACGGCGGUGGAUGGACGGUUAUUCAACGCAGAGACAUAGCAAGUGGAUGUGCCCAGAAAUUCGACAAAUCUUGGAAUGAAUACAAAAACGGAUUUGGAGACGCCGGCAGCGAUUAUUGGCUGGGUAAUGACGCCAUUUCCUCCCUGACGACGCGUCACUCCGAACUGAAGGUGUACAUCAAGACGAGUGUUGGUCAGCUCCGAUACUCGCAUUACAGGGAUUUCCAGAUGGAUUCCAGCAGCCGCAACUUUAAGCUGAAGUCAGUUCGCUACACCGCAGGAAAUGCAGGCGAUCAAUUGACUUACCUGCGAAACUACAGCUUCGGCACAAAGGACAGAGAAAACAACAACAACAGAUGUAGUAGUACACAAAAUGGCGGCUUUUGGUUUAAGACCACGAGAUACUGCGCCAAAUCUGGCUGGUGGGGAUCCUGUAGUCGCUAUCAGUACAGCUGUUCUACCACCAACGUGAACGCCAGGACGCCAUCUUGGUCCCAGGCCUCUAACUGGUCUCUCAUGAGGAUCCGCACUCAGUAAACAGCUACGCUGCGCGGGAAUACCGAACUACUUUUGAUCGACAAGUGCUAAAGGCGCAUUCGUCAAAAGCGAAACGUUGGCGAGUGGAUUUGUAUAUCAGUUGUUAACGUCGAUGGUGAUGA